Messenger RNA from Drosophila willistoni, 2544 nucleotides. It is a transcript of the gene Atg4b, whose product is annotated as cysteine protease ATG4C. Gene Ontology annotation, molecular function: protein-phosphatidylethanolamide deconjugating activity. Bases 47 to 2173 code for a protein of 708 amino acids. Lineage: Eukaryota; Metazoa; Arthropoda; Insecta; Diptera; Drosophilidae. The transcript has 5 exons. The record is from RefSeq and is a predicted model, not a curated record.
CAGUGACAGUGCACAGGGCCUGGCCCAUUAUUAAGGCGGCAGCAAUAUGCCCAUUUUCUUUAAGUUACGAACAAAGCGACGACGUCGCUGCUCAUCCAUUUCCGUAUCUUCCAAUUCCAACACCAACACCACCACCAACCAGAUGAACUAUGAUGGCCUGCUCUCCAAGCUGACCGAUGACAAAUUGAUGCUCUUCGAGCCCGGCGAAGGGGAGAUAGUUGAGGGAAGUCGUUGUAUACCGGAAGUCAAUGUGCCGCCUACUAUUCCCGUCAAUGAUGGAGCUUCUGUCGAGGAGGAGCAGGUGGCUACCAUCCAAACUGUGCAACGUACAGUCAUGAUGGCCCCCAAUGCUUCAAUAUCAUCAGCAGGUACAGCUCCAGCUCCCGUGACCACAACAAAAGCACCAAUCAUAAGUGCGAACACGAACCUUAAAUCGGAAAAUGCUGCGACAGCAACGCCGCAACGAAAAAUAUCGACGUCAUCACGUUUCAUGAAUGCCUUCAGUCAGCUUUACAGCGGCAGUAGCAGCAACAAUUGCGGUCACGUGGAGCAGCAUAUCGAUGCUGAGGCAGAGCUGGCCGCCAACCGAACACCCACCAAGGGCAUGGAGUCGAAACUGGUGGCCAUGUGGCACAAUGUAAAGUAUGGUUGGAAAAUGCGACAGACAAGCUUCUCCAAGGAGCAGCCAGUUUGGCUUUUGGGACGCUGCUAUCAUCGCCGCUUCACUCCGCCAGUUAGCAUGGAGAGUUCGAUGACAGAGUUACCUGGCGGGGCCGACUCUGUGCCAGAUAAUGCCACAUCGGCCUGCGAUAGCAUUCAAAACACAGCCGCCACCACAUCUACUGGUUUAUAUCCCGCCUUGAAUCCCCAACAGGUCGAUGAGAUAGUAGUUCCCCAGGAGUUGGGCAUGGAUGCUGUCGAAAACCAAGUCGGCGAGACUCCCUGGGAGGAGGGCAUAGAAGGGUUUCGUCGCGAUUUUUACAGCCGUCUGUGGAUGACCUAUCGUCGGGAGUUUCCCAUCAUGAAUGGCUCCAACUAUACCUCUGAUUGCGGCUGGGGCUGCAUGCUUCGCAGUGGGCAAAUGCUCCUUGCCCAGGGACUCAUCGUUCACUUUUUGGGACGGAGUUGGCGCUAUGAUGCUGAGUCCCAGUUGCAUUCUACUUAUGAGGAUAAUAUGCACAAAAAGAUUAUCAAAUGGUUUGGCGACAGCUCUUCAAAGAGUAGUCCUUUCUCUAUUCACGCCUUGGUUAGUUUGGGUACGGCAUUGGGCAAGAAACCGGGCGACUGGUAUGGACCAGCUUCCGUCUCCUAUUUAUUGAAGCACGCCCUGGAGCAUGCUACUCAGGAAAACGCAGACUUUGACAAUAUAAGUGUCUAUGUGGCCAAGGAUUGUACAAUUUACAUACAAGACAUUGAGGAUCAGUGUAGCAUUCCAGAGCCGGCUCCCAAGCAGACUCAUGUGCCGUGGCAGCAAAUGAAGCGCCCUUCGUUGAAUGAGCAUCAACCGGACCAACAGCAUUGGAAAUCCGUUAUUAUACUAAUUCCAUUACGCCUGGGAACGGAUAAGGUGAAUCCGGCAUAUGCUCAUUGCUUGAAACUCUUGCUAAGCACUGAAAACUGUUUGGGAAUCAUUGGUGGGAAACCCAAGCAUUCAUUGUACUUUGUGGGUUUCCAAGAGGACAAGCUCAUCCACCUGGAUCCGCACUACUGUCAAGAGAUGGUCGAUGUCAAUCAGGAGAAUUUCUCUAUGCAAUCGUUUCAUUGCAAAUCGCCACGUAAGAUCAAGACCAGCAAAAUGGAUCCAAGCUGCUGCAUAGGUUUCUAUUGUGCCACCAAAAGUGAUUUCGAUAGCUUAAUGGAGAACGUGCAGUUGUAUUUGCAUCCCAUGCGCUGUGCGUCAGGGGCAGCAGCUGGGGUUCAACAAACACUGUUGCAGCAGCAGCAGCAUCCACAGCAACCCGAAUCCAAUGAAAUGACCUAUCCAUUGUUCUCAUUCUCACGCGGUCGAUGUCUAGAUCAUGCACGCGAUGAGAUGAGUGAUUCGCUAUAUAAGCCCCUCAUUAGGCAAGUUGCCAGUCUGGCUCAAGAAUUGGGCGCUCAGGCCAAUCCUUCGCUUCAUAGUUGCGAUCAGGAUCAGGAUGAUAGUGAGAGCGAGGAGUUUGUCUUACUAUAAGCACUGAGAAAUCAUUACCAUUCACUGUAGCCGCCUCUGCCUAUAUAUUCUGUGUUAUGUUAUGUUCAUCUCUAUUAUUAUUAUAGUUUACUCUCAGCUCGCUAAACACAAACAACAACAACAACAAAACGAAAAUUCGCAUCUCAAAAACAAAGACUUGCUUAUUGUUGAUAUACACACACAGACACAUAAAUCUAUAUGUGUAAAUAUUACAUACAUUCAACGCUUUAUUCAUUUACAAUCCCCACAUUUUUGUCUUACAUUGUGUUAUUUUUUAUUCCUAUUUACUACAAAAUGUUGAUAUAUACUUUUAUUGUAGCUAAUGUAAUUUGCGGUAUUAUUAUUUUUUAAUUUUACUUUUUGCCUGGAAU